UUCUACUUCAUGGCCUUGAUGGGCAACAGCCUGAUUUUCCUCCUGACCCUGCUCAAUCCUACCCUUCAUACCCCAAUGUACUUCUUCCUCUGGAACUUGUCCUUUUUGGAAAUUGGCUACAACACGACCAUCAGCCCAAAAACGCUAAUGAAUUUAUUAUCAAAGAAGCAGACGAUAUCCUUUUGGGGCUGUGGAUGUCAAAUGUGUUUCUUUCUUCUCUUUGGUAUCACCGAGUGUUGUCUUCUUUGUGUCAUGGCAUAUGACCGCUAUGUUGCCAUUUGCAAACCCUUGCAAUAUCCAUAUAUCAUGAACUACAGAGAAUGUGCUAAGCUUGCUGCUGCUUCGUGGGCCAUUGGUGUUUCCAUAGGUUUGGGGCAAUCUAUUUCAAUCUUCACCCUUCCCUUCUGUGGGUCAAAUAGAAUCAGCCAUUUCUUCUGUGAUAUUAAGCAUAUUCUGAGACUGGCCUCCACUAAUACUUACAAAGAUGAAGCGGCAAUUCCCACACUAACAGUAGUAGUUAUACUGGUACCCCUUUUGCUCAUCCUUUUUUCCUACAUCCUCAUCAUCUCCACUAUUCUCACAAUGCCAAUGGCCAAGAACAGGUGCAAAGCAUUUUCCACUUGUUCCUCACACCUCACUGUUGUCUUCAUUUUCUAUGGAACUACAAUUUUUACCUACAUUCGUCCCAACUCAGCACAUUCCAUGGACAGCUUCGACCUGGAUGAUACCAUGAAAAAUGACAACCGGUCCUGUCUGACCAAAUUUUUCCUGUUAGGCUUCUCAGAUUUCAAGACUAUGCAAGAACUUCUGUUUUCUCUGGUUCUGAAAUUCUACCACAUGGCCUUGAUGGGCAACAGCCUGGUUUUGAUCCUCAUCAUUGCCAGUCCCUGCCUUCAUACCCCUAUGUACUUCUUUGUCUCAAACCUGUCCUUUUUGGAAAUCAGCUACACUUCCUCCAUCAGUCCUAAGUUGCUAGUGAAUUUGUGA
Python bivittatus (Burmese python) is the source of this 987-nucleotide messenger RNA. Lineage: Eukaryota; Metazoa; Chordata; Lepidosauria; Squamata; Pythonidae. The record is from RefSeq and is a predicted model, not a curated record.